Triticum dicoccoides is the source of this 384-nucleotide messenger RNA. RefSeq names its product glucuronokinase 1-like. The transcript has a single exon. The record is from RefSeq and is a predicted model, not a curated record. Lineage: Eukaryota; Viridiplantae; Streptophyta; Magnoliopsida; Poales; Poaceae. The coding region runs from base 1 to 384 and encodes 127 amino acids.
AUGGUGAUGGUGAUGCAGGCAGAGACGGAGAUGGAGCGCAGGGCCUACGCGCGCGUGGGCCUCCUCGGCAACCCCAGGGACGUCUACGGUGGCCGCACCGUCUCCUUCACCGUCACCGGCCUCUGGGCCACCGUCCGCCUCCGCUCCUCCGACCAGCUCCUCGUCCAGCCCCACCCGCGCCACGACCUCGUCGCCUGCCCCUCCCUCCACGCCCUCGUAAGCGCCCCUCCCCCUCCCCCAACCCUCUCAAUGGAUAUAGAUACAUCAACGCUGGUGCAUGAACGGACAGAUCUAGCAAGCGCGAAUCAAUCCAUCCAUUGCACCGCGGCGCAGAUGAUGAUUAGAAUCAGAAUAGCACCACCAAUCUCAGUUCUUCCAGAUUAA